Musa acuminata AAA Group (dessert banana) is the source of this 1416-nucleotide messenger RNA. Its product is annotated as receptor-like protein EIX2. The record is from RefSeq and is a predicted model, not a curated record. Gene Ontology annotation, molecular function: protein binding. NCBI's taxonomy places the organism in Eukaryota, Viridiplantae, Streptophyta, Magnoliopsida, Zingiberales, Musaceae. The transcript has a single exon. Bases 1 to 1416 code for a protein of 471 amino acids.
AUGGACAUAAAUCUGUCCCACAAUAAGAUCGGUGGAGUUUUGCCGGCAUCCUUGGAGAGUAUGGCCACCUUGAUGCUCUUGAAUUUGAGCUCCAAUCUCUUUCGAGGUCGCAUUCCUGUUUUGCCACCAAACCUACAAGCGCUGGACUUGUCCAGCAAUUCUUUGUCGGGAUCGCUACCCUCGACCAUCUCAUCACAGUUGGGCUACCUGUUCCUCUCCCACAACUAUCUUCAUGGAAGCAUACCGUCGUCCUACGUCUGCGACCUGCAGCAACUUUAUGCCCUUGAUCUAUCCAACAAUCAAAUAUCAGGAGAAAUCCCGCGUUGUCGGCCGGAGGGAUCACAACUUUUGUUUGUCAAUCUGGCGAACAACAAGCUACGAGGAAAGAUUCCUGACUCCAUCGGAAACUUGGGCAACCUUCAGUUCCUUCACUUAAACAACAACAGCCUCUUCGGACGUAUUCCUUCGUCGCUGAAAAAUUGCAGUCGGCUGGCUGUCAUUGAUCUCGGCAACAACAAAUUCUCGGGAAGUAUUCCAGCGUGGAUCGGACAAAGUUUACGGAAUCUGCAAGUACUCCUACUGCGCUCAAAUAUGUUUUCGGGCCAUAUUCCUCUGCAACUUGGACGAUCUAGUAAUCUUCAAAUCAUCGAUCUCUCCAACAACAGACUAUCGGGAUCGGUACCGCACUCUUUCGGCAACUUCAGCGCGAUGAUCUCCGCGUCAAAGUCGAUGGCUUCUACGGUUUCGAACAUUAUGAAUUUUGCGUUAUCCUCUUUCGUGGCAAGCGAGAGUAUAUCUCUGGUUACCAAGGGCGAUGAGUUCAGCUUCUCCACCAUUCUCCGAUUUGUGAAGAGCAUAGAUCUUUCGAACAAUGAUCUGAGCGGAGUGAUUCCUCCGGAAAUCGGUUCUCUUUUUGCGCUUCAAACAUUGAAUUUGUCGAGAAAUAGUUUUGAAGGCAUGAUUCCGAAAACAAUGGGCGCUAUGAAGUCAUUGGAAACUCUGGACCUAUCAUUCAAUAAGUUAUCCGGAGUCAUUCCUCAAAGCUUUUCGGCGCUGAAUUCUCUGAGCCACUUGAAUCUGUCUUAUAACAAUCUAUCGGGAGCGAUUCCAUCGGGGAAUCAACUUCAGACGCUGGAUGAUGCAUCCAUUUAUAUCGGAAAUGUCCAUCUCUGUGGACCUCCGGUGACCAAGAGUUGCUCCGACGAUCCCAACGUCGAUUCGACGGAAGAGGAGUACGAACAAGGAUCUCAUGUGCUGUCAUUUUACUUUGGUACCGGGCUCGGAUAUUUGGUCGGCUUAUGGAGUGUGUUCGUGGUCAUGCUGUUCAAGAAAGAUUGGAGGCUCUUCUAUUUUGCAACGGUGGACAAGAUGUACGACAAAGCGUAUGUGGCAGUCAAGAUAAGAAUGCGAAAUUGA